Messenger RNA from Bicyclus anynana (squinting bush brown), 1447 nucleotides. RefSeq names its product E3 ubiquitin-protein transferase RMND5B (gene Sou). NCBI's taxonomy places the organism in Eukaryota, Metazoa, Arthropoda, Insecta, Lepidoptera, Nymphalidae. Gene Ontology annotation, cellular component: cytoplasm; GID complex; nucleus. Bases 194 to 1378 code for a protein of 394 amino acids. The record is from RefSeq and is a predicted model, not a curated record. Gene Ontology annotation, molecular function: ubiquitin protein ligase activity. Gene Ontology annotation, biological process: proteasome-mediated ubiquitin-dependent protein catabolic process. The transcript has 8 exons.
AGCUGUCUGUAUCUUUUUAGCCGUUUGUGGAUUGGACAAAGCUAAACUUACGGAACGAAGCAGUAUUUUUCGUUAAAAAUAAAAAAUAAAAUCCAAACCAAAUAAAUCUUUACGACUUAGCAAUAAACAUAAAGCUUGGCAAUUUGACAUACAUUGCUUAAUGCAAUUUAUUUAAAUUUUGGUGACCUAAACAAUGGAUUCAUGUCUUGGUGUCGAACAAGAUUUGGACAAAGCUACGUCAAAAUUCACUGCUCUCAAUGAACAUACAAACAAAAUUUUAGAAGAAGUAAUCAAUCAGGUUGAAGAACUAAGAAAAGAAAUAUCUCAGCAACCUCCCAACACUCCUUUAUCACAGAGUCAAACAAAAGUUGUAAAUGAUCUGGCAUCAUCAGUCAAACAAUCAGUGUUUCAACUUUCUACAGAUCAUCGUGAGUUACAUGCCACAGUAUCCCGAGUGGGCAAGUCAAUCGACAGGCACUUCAUAGCUGACUAUGCAGCCGUGGCUCCCAAGGCUGAGUCCUUCUGUUCUGAUACCAACAGACCCAUCAUGGAGCAGGCUAUAGCACAACAUCUGUAUAGACAGGAUCUGGAGGACGUGGGCGACUCGCUGGUGGGCGAGGCGCGCGUGGGUGUGUCGGAGCGCGGCAGCACGUUCGCGCAGCUGCAGCGCUGCGCCGCCGCGCUGGCGCUGGCCGACCCCGCGCCCGCGCUGGCCUGGGCCGCCGCGCGCGCCCACGACCUCGCGCACUCGCCGCUGCUCUUCACGCUGCACCGCAUGCAGAUGAUGAAGUUGGCGCGCGAGGAGGGCAUAUCGGCCGCCAUCGCGUACGCGCGCGCGCACCUGGCGCCGCACGUGGCGCGGCACGAGCGCGCGCUGCGGGCCUGCAUGGGCGUGCUGGUGUGGUGCACGCGCGCCGCGCCGCCCGCGCCGCCGCCGCCCGACUACGCGCACCUGCUCGACCUCAGGGCGCUGGGCGCGGAGGCGGGCGAGCAGUUCCUGCGCGAGGCGUGCUCGCUGCUGCGGCUGGCGCCGCACUCGCCGCUGGCGGGCGCCGUGCUGGCGGGCGCGCGCGUGCUGCCGGCGCUGCACGACAUCCGCGCCAAGAUGUCGCACCCGCACGUGCUCGCCGCCUGGGCCGACGACGAGCUGCCGCUGGAGGUGGAGUUGGGCGAGGAGGGGGGCGGCUACCACUCCGUGUUCGCGUGCCCCAUCCUGCGCCAGCAGGCGUCGGACCACAACCCGCCCAUGCGCCUGCUCUGCGGGCACGUCAUCUCGCGGGACGCGCUCAACAAGCUCGCCGCGGGGCUCAAAUUGAAGUGCCCCUACUGCCCCAUGGAGCAGUCUCCGUCAGAAGCUCGCCAGAUAUACUUCUCGUAAACACAACGUUCGACAGAUUUAUGGAAUAUUAUAAUUAAGUUUAACAUACAAUAUAAAUUUAAAAUUGAA